Molecule: messenger RNA, 2209 nt
Organism: Malaya genurostris
Lineage: Eukaryota; Metazoa; Arthropoda; Insecta; Diptera; Culicidae
Product: histamine H2 receptor-like
Exons: 5
Coding region: 384-2060 (558 amino acids)
Biological process (GO): G protein-coupled receptor signaling pathway
Cellular component (GO): membrane; photoreceptor outer segment
Molecular function (GO): G protein-coupled receptor activity
Source: RefSeq, a predicted model, not a curated record
AAUCUAGUCAGUCAGCAGGUAUCUCUCGAUUUGGUUGUAUCCGUUCUGAAAAUAAACUAAGUUAAUUGACAGAAAACAAGACCGUCUCAGUUACUAAUUGUUUUAACUGUUGCUGACUUUCUAAUGACAGCAGUUUGUAUUGAGUGUAGUAAAAGUUAAACCGCUUUUUAAGGAUUUUGCGUAAAAGCAGUGCUUUUUCGAGUUUAGUUGGAGAUGCGAUUUUCACCAGCAUUCGAAAUUUCUGUAAAGAGUGCUCAGUAGCUGUGAAAAUAAGUUCACUAUUAAUAUCAGCAGUAUUGGAUUGGGAUUUUCUUCAACCUCGUACUGUAAAGAAGCACCAUUGAUGGACAGCAUUUGAAUAGCUACAUUAUGAAACAAAUGGAAUGUUACCGUUAAGUUUGGGAAUAGGUUCCAUUUUCAUUGUGUUGAUUGGAAUUGUAGUAAACGUAUACAUCAUACUUAUAAUAAGCCUGACGAAACAGAUUGCCUAUCUUAAUAAGAUUUUGCUUUUACAUUUGGGUGUAGUUAACACGUUAAUAUGUUUCACGUAUCUAAUCUUCUACGCCAUGAGCUUACUGAAACUACUCGUUUCAGUGGAUAUCGCAUGCAUUCUGUUUGGUUUGAGCUUUAAUAUUAUGCAUUCGGUCGUUCUAUGGAAUCUAUGCGCAAUAAACUUUGACAGAUAUUUUGCAAUAGCAUCACCACUGCACUAUGGAACACUUAUCAAUACGAAGAAGGUUCUGACCAGUCUUGGAUGCGGAUGGCUUAUAACAAUUUUAUUUGGUUUCCCGCAGCUAUUGCGAAUAUCACCAUAUUAUUAUGACUCAUACUACGAGUUGUGUCUCCCCAAUUUCAAAACCAUUGGAUCAUUACUGUACAAUACUAGUUUGACAGUUUUUACUGUUUUUCUUCCGAUUGUAUUGAUUUUUGGAUGUAAUAUGAAGGUAUUAAUGAUCGCCCGCUCUCAACGUCAUCGAAUUGCCUCGGCUAUACUAGAAGUUACACUAUCCGCUCAACUGACAAUCACUCAUCAGCGAAACCCAUUUUUCAUAACAAGUUUAUAUCACCCAAAUGUUACCAAUCCUGGGAGUCCACGGAUUAAUACGCAUAGUCCGGUUUCUAGUAUAGUGCAAUUAGUUGGAUCAGUCAUAACCGUUUAUUUCCCAUACUACGCUUGUAUUUUAUGGAACAACUUGAUCGAGAUAGUACAAAGAGAAGAACAAUUCAUGAAUGAAGUUAAACAAAACGAGCGGGCACUAAUACCUAAAGUUAUUUUACAAACUGCGACAGUUUUGUUAUUGAUAUCUCCGUUUGUAAAUGCCCUGUUUUAUGGCAUUAAAAAUAAACAUACUCGAAAAACCUUCCAUAAUAUAUGGAGAAAACAGAAGUCAAGAAUCGAGAUUCAUUAUGAAAUACAAGCCCGAACACCAUCUACGUGUGGGUCAAGAAGACCAUCUAUUACUGGAGCAAAUUCAACCCAACCACUAUUGAAUAAACAACUAUCCGAAACGUUUCUAGAAAUUAGUAAUGCCGACACAAACAAUAAACAAUCAGAUAAUAAGCUUGUAUCAGAAUCGCGGUGGACAUCAAAUUCAAGGAUCUCAAACUAUUCAAUGUUGAAUAGUCCAACAGGUGACAUAGAAAAUUCAACGCCUAGAUCUCUAACUUCAAGUGAACCUAAUGCUUUGGAGUUAUCAGCUCCCGGUAUCAGUGUAGAACCGACCAAAGUAACCUGUACUAUUAGAAAUGCUGUUAAGUAUUAUUCCUCAUUAAGUACAAAUCCGAAAAUAACAAUUACAAAAACAUUUUCGGUAGAAGAUCCAAAAUCACCUAAACAUGAACAGCUGUUUAGUACGGCAACAGCGGAAAUCAAAUCUGUUGAUUCAAUUGAAACGAAUGACAAUCUCCUGCUGGUAGGACCCACAGAAAGUUUUCUCGAAACAGAAAUAUUUAACAGUAUUCUCCUGACAAGCAAAGUACAAUCAUCUACUUUUAAAAAGUAUUCGUCAUUGAACGAUAUUACUAGAACUGCGGCCACAAUUUGUGAUAUCCUGAAAUAGUGAAAAUACUAUUAACAGUCGCAAAGUCAACAAAGAAACCCCAAAACAAACAAUUGAAAACAGUUGAAGAACCAUGUUGCUAGCAUAGAAUAGAGUAUAAUCAUAUAUCAAUAUGUCAAUAGAUUUUAUGUAUUGGAGUAGGAACAGUA